GUAGUCCAAGUCAGUAUCAUAACUUUGACAAAGCUUGAAGAAUAAGGAAAUAAAUACAGUAUUAUAGUACAACACUUAAGAAACUGCUACGCUGAGUAAAGAUAUUAAACGGUGUUUUGCAAUCAACAAUUACAACUGCUAAAGAUGGGUUUAUUUCUUUCUAAACUGAGUCAAUUGUUCGAAGAAUGGGGCACAACCCAAGCAAGGAUUUUAAUGCUUGGCUUAGAUGCAGCAGGUAAAACUACAGUUCUUUACAAACUGAAAUUGAAUGAAACAGUUUCCACCAUCCCGACAAUAGGAUUUAACGUAGAAACUGUGUCACCGGUGAAGGGCCUCACUUUCACUGUUUGGGAUGUAGGCGGACAGGACAAAAUCCGACAGUUGUGGAGACACUACUUCCAAAACACGGAAGGACUUAUUUAUGUUGUUGACAGCGCAGAUCAAUCACGGAUGGCUGAGGCCAGAGAGGAACUUAUGGGUAUCCUGGACAGUGAGGAGAUGAGAGGGGUUCCAUUGUGCAUUCUUGCCAACAAACAAGAUUUGCCAAAUGCGAUGAGCUCAUCGAAAAUAGUUGAACAACUAGGUUUGAACAAGCUUGUUGGCCGGAAGUGGUAUGUCCAGGCUGCGUGCGCAACUACCGGUGAAGGUGUUUACGAAGGAAUGCAUCAGCUUGCUUCUAUGGUGAAACAGUUUAAGAAAGAAGGACACAGACCUUAUUGAAAACAAACGAAUGAAAAUCAAACUUUAAUACAUAACACUGCUAUAUAUCAUGGGUUUUCGUGUAAACGGGUUUAAAACAGGAUACUUACAUGUUACCUGUAAACAUUGCGACGAACGAAUUUCGUCUGACAUGAAAUAGUCUGAAGAUGUCAGACAUCAUUAUUGUGUCAUAACUCACAUAAUUAUAAGGAAUGAAAUACUCGGGUAUGUGCAAUUCUAUCUGUUCUAAGAUGAAAGCAUCGCACAUAGACGUCAGUCGUGUGAUCCAGUGUGUGAUAGUGACGGUAAGUGGAGUAAUACAUCCACGGAAGAAUAGACGCACCGUUUCAAGACUUGUAGAAAUACCUCAUCGGUUACCAAUAAUCAUCUUAUCCGAACAUUUACGGAAAUGACCGAGAAGUUGGGAUAGUUUUAUGGCCGCAUUUAUCAGUUCAUUAUUGUCCGGACUUGUACAUAUGUAAAUAUCAUUAUUGUUUUGUGUGUAUAUGUUGUGUAUUUCUUUAAGAUCUGUGAUCAAAUUGUUUUUAUAUUGUUUUGAAUUUACAAAUUUAUAAAUAAAAGAUAAAUU
This is a messenger RNA of Ruditapes philippinarum (Manila clam), 1288 nucleotides long. RefSeq lists its product as uncharacterized. Gene Ontology annotation, cellular component: plasma membrane; cytoplasm. Lineage: Eukaryota; Metazoa; Mollusca; Bivalvia; Venerida; Veneridae. The coding region runs from base 145 to 720 and encodes 191 amino acids. Gene Ontology annotation, molecular function: GTP binding; GTPase activity. The transcript is spliced from 4 exons. The record is from RefSeq and is a predicted model, not a curated record. Gene Ontology annotation, biological process: intracellular protein transport; vesicle-mediated transport.